GGUGGGGCCUUUGUCAGACAUCGUGGCUAUAAAAUGGUUUGACCGACUCUGUGGAAGAAUUGACAAGAAUAACUUAUAUCUAUUUGGGGUGAUGGGGUUCAGUCAAGUGGCUGCAGUGCUGCUGUUGGUCGUGGUGUUUGGCUGUGUUAGUGAUGCUUGGAUCUCCAGAUGGUUUUAUCCAAGAUUGGGGUUUCUGCAUGAAGAUGAAGUUUCAGCACCGCUUUGACACUCAGAAGCUAGUGCAAGAAGACCCUGUGGGAGAGGACCCUGUGGGACAAGAACCUAGCGAGCCCGUUGUCGUUCCUGUGGGGCAGGAGCCCGGCAUCGAAACUAGCCAGGCUGAAGACCCUGAGAGCUUCCAGUCCAAGCAGACAUUUGAGAACCCUCUGACUUGGCUCUAUCCUACGAUUGAGAAGCAUGUGCGCAAUUCUACAGCGUUUCAGCGGCUAAAGCAGGUGGCAGCCAACGGUGUGGUGGCUUGGUGUGGGAAAAGUGUGGUCCGUGUGGAGGUGAAACAGGAACUUCUGGGGAUUGGCCGGCUCGUCCAGCCAGAGCGUAUCACUCUAGGAGGCUGUGCUGCCAUUGAGGAGGAUGCUGAAGCUCUUGUGCUCACAUUUGAAUCAGAGCUGCAUGGCUGUGGCAGUGAGCUGACGAUGACUGAGGAUGUGCUGAUCUACACCUUCAGUCUUGUCUAUGAGCCAAAACCUCUUGCUAACAUUUCUAUAUUGAACACCAGUAAAGCUAUGGUUGAUAUUGAGUGCCACUACUUGAGGAAUCAUGAAGUAAGCAGCAAUUCCCUGAAGUAUGCUGUAGAACCUAGCAAUCUUGUGGGCCAAGAACCUAGCCAGGUUGUUAUAAAGCCUGUGGUAGAGCCUGUGGGCUGGGAACCUAGCAUAGAGCCUGUGGGCCGGGAACCUAGUGAGCAGCCUGUGGGCCAGGAUCUGGUUGGAAAGACUGUUGGACAGGAACAUAGAAAGCUUUUUGGUGGGCUUUUGGGUCUAGAAACUAGCAAACCUGUGGGCCAGGCAGCUGGAGGGCAGCCGGUGGGCCAGGCAGCUGGAGGGCAGCCGGUGGGCCAGGCAGCCGGUGGGCCAGGCAGCUGGAGGGCAGCUGGAGGGCAGCCUGUGGGCCAGGCAGCUGGAGGGCAGCCGGUGGGCCAGGCAGCUGGAGGGCAGCCGGUGGGCCAGGCAGCUGGAGGGCAGCCGGUGGGCCAGGCAGCUGGAGGGCAGCCGGUGGGCCAGGCAGCCGGUGGGCAGCCUGUUGUCUGGGAAGCUAGCGGCGAGCCUGUGGGCCGGGAACCUGGCGAGCCUGUGGGCCGGGAACCUGGCGAGCCUGUGGGCCAAGACACAAGUGAGCCUGUGGGCCAGCAACCUGUUGGAGAGCAGCUUGUAGUCCAGGAGCCUGUGGGCCAUGAAAAUGGCGAGCAGCCUGUGGGCCAAGAACCUAGUGAGCCUGUGGGAGAGCAGCCUGUGGGCCAGGAACUUAGCCAGCAGCCUGUUGGCGAGCCUUUGGACCAGGAACCUAGCGAUCCUUUCGAAGAAGAAUCUAGUGAGCAUGUUGGAGAGCCUGUGGGCCAUGAACCUGGGGAGCAGCCUGUGGGCCAUGAACCUGGGGAGCAGCCUGUGGUCCAGGAACUUGGGGAGCAGCCUGUGGUCCAGGAACUUGGGGAGCAGCCUGUGGUCCAGGAACUUGGGGAGCAGCCUGUGGGCCAGGGACCUAGCGAGCAGCCUGUGGGCCAGGGACCUAGCGAGCAGCCUGUGGGCCAGGGACCUAGCGAGCAGCCUGUGGGCCAGGGUCCUAGCGAGCAGCCUGUGGGCCAGGGACCUAGCGAGCAGCCUGUGGGCCAAGAACGUAGUGAGCAUGUUGGGGAGCCUGAGGGCCAGGGCCCUAGCGAGCCAUUGGGAAAGGAACCAAGCGAGCCAUUGGGAAAGGAACCAAGCGAGCCUGUGGGCCAGGAACCAAGUGAGAUUUUAGGUAAUAAACCUAGGGAGCAGCCUGUGGGCCAUGAACCUGGAGAGCAGCCUGUGAGCCAGGAACCUAUUGGAGAGCAUCCUGUUGGUGAACCUUUGGGCCAAGAACCUAGUGAGCAUGUAGGAGAGCCUGUGGGCCAAGAUUCUAGUGAGCCUGUGGGCCAAGAACCUAGUGAGCCUGUGGGAGAGCAGCCUGUGGGCCAAGAACUUAGCCAGCAGCCUGUUGGCGAGCCUUUGGGCCAAGAACCUAGUGAGCAUGUUGGAGAGCUUGUGGGCCAUGAACCAAGUGAGAUGUUGGGUAGUGAACUCAGCGAGCCUGUGGGCCAGGAUCCUAGCGAGCAGCCUGUGGCCCAAGAGCCUGUGGGCCAUGAACCUGUAGAGCAGCCUGUGAGCCAGGAACCUGUUGGAGAGCAUCCUGUUGGCCAGCCUUUGGGCCAGGAACCUAGCGAGCCUUUAGGCCAAGAGUCCAGUGAGCCUGUGGGCCAGCAACCUGUUGGAGAGCAGCCUGUGGGCCAGGAACAAAGCCAGCAGCCUGUUGGCGAGCCUUUUGGCCAAGAACCUAGUGAGCAUGUGGGCCAGCAACCUGUUGGAGAGGAGUCUGUGGGCCAUGAGCCUGUGGGCCAAGAACCUAGUGAGCCUGUUGGCCAAGAACCUAGUGAGCCUGUGGGAGAGCAGCCUGUGGGCCAAGAACCUAGUGAGCCUGUGGGCCAAGAACCUAGUGAGCCUGUGGGCCAGCAACCUGUUGGAGAGGAGCCUGUGGGCCAAGAACGUAGUGAGCCUGUGGGCCAAGAACGUAGUGAGCCUGUGGGCCAAGAACGUAGUGAGCAUGUUGGAGAGCUUGUGGGCCAUGAACCUGGAGAGCAGCCUAUGGGCCAGGAGCCAAGCCAGCAGCCUGUGGGCCAGGAACCAAGCGAGCCUGUGGGUCAGGAUCCUAGUGAGCAGCCUGUGGCCCAAGAGCCUGUGGGCCAUGAACCUGUAGAGCAGCCUGUGGGCCAGCCUUUGGGCCAAGAACCUAGUGAGCAUGUUGGGGAGCCUGAGGGCCAGGGACCUGGGGAGCCUGAGGGCCAGGGACCUGGGGAGCCUGAGGGCCAGGGACCUGGGGAGCCUGAGGGCCAGGGACCUGGGGAGCCUGAGGGCCAGGGACCUGGGGAGCCUGAGGGCCAGGGACCUGGGGAGCCUGAGGGCCAGGGACCUAGCGAGUUAUUGGGAAAGGAACCAAGCGAGAUUUUAGGUAAUGAACGUAGCGAGCAGCCUGUGGGCCAGGAACCUAGCGAGCAGCCUGUGGGUCAUGAACCUAGCCAGCCUGUGGCCCAAGAGCCUGUGGGCCAUGAACCUGUAGAGCAGCCUGUGGGCCAGCCUUUGGGCCAAGAACCUAGUGAGUAUGUAGGUGAGCCUGUGGGCCAAGAUUCUAGUGAGCCUGUGGGCCAAGAUUCUAGUGAGCCUGUGGCCCAAGAACCUAGUGAGCCUGUUGGAGAGCAGCCUGUGAGCCAGGAACCUGUUGGAGAGCAGCCUGUGGGCCAGGAACCUAGCGAGCAGCCUGUGGGCCAGGAUCCUGUUGGAUUGCCUUUGGGCCAGAAACCUAUCCAGGAUGAAGACCCUGAGAGCUCCCAGUCGAAGCAGGCGUCUGAGAACCCUUUGACUUGGAGCUAUCCUGAAGUUGCAAAGCCUGAGCACAGGCCUACUGUGUCUGAGCGGCUGAAGCAGGUGGCGGCCAACAGUGUGUCGGCUCAGUGUGGGGAGAGUGUGGUCCGCGUGCAGGUGAACCAGGACCUGCUGGGGAUUGGCCGGCUCAUACAGCCAGAGCGUAUCACUCUAGGAGGUUGUGCUGCCACUGAGGAGGACGCUGAAGCUCAUGUGAUCACCUUUGAAUCAGAGCUGCAUGGCUGUGGCAGUGAGCUGACGAUGACUGAGGAUGUGCUGAUCUACACCUUCACGCUUGUCUAUGAGCCAAAACCUCUUGCUAACACUUCUAUAGUGAAAACCAGUGCAGCUAUGGUUGAUAUUGAGUGCCACUACUUGAGGAAUCACGAUGUGAGCAGCAAUGCCCUGAAGCCAACCUGGAUCCCCAACAUUUCCAACAUGGUGGCAGAGGAACUCCUCUACUUCUCCCUGAGGUUAAUGACUGCUGACUGGCAGUUUGAGAGGCCCUCCAACCAUUACUAUCUUGGUGACAUCAUCAACAUGGAAGCCUCGGUCAUGCCGUACCACCACGUUCCCCUCCGUGUCUUUGUGGACCGCUGUGUCGCCACCUUGGCGCCUGAUGUCCACACUGUCCCUAGAUAUUCUUUCAUUGAGGACCAUGGGUGUCUGGUUGAUGCCAAGUUGACCGGCUCCAGCUCCCAGUUCCUGUCCAGAUCCCAGGAUGACAAGAUCCAGUUUCAGCUGGAGUCCUUCAGGUUCCAACCACAGAAUGAUUCCCAACAGCUCUACAUAACAUGUCAUCUGAAAGCAUCUGCAGCCUCUUCCCCCAUUGAUGCUGAGAACAAGGCCUGCUCUUUCACAGAUGGCUGGAAGGCUGCAGGUGGGGAUGACCUGGUUUGUGGCUGCUGUGACUCCAGCUGUGCUGUGAGCAAGGCUAGAGAUCUGGACAGUGAUUUAGAUAUGCAGAAGGAAGGUGAAGCUACCUUGGGCCCUAUCAUGGUCCAAGAGUAAUAUUACAAGAAUCUUGCCUAUUUUUAACUUUUUGAGGAGAAUAAAUCUGUUACAAUGUUCA
Messenger RNA from Oncorhynchus tshawytscha (Chinook salmon), 4683 nucleotides. Its product is annotated as mediator of DNA damage checkpoint protein 1-like. NCBI's taxonomy places the organism in Eukaryota, Metazoa, Chordata, Actinopteri, Salmoniformes, Salmonidae. Gene Ontology annotation, cellular component: extracellular matrix. The coding region runs from base 153 to 4622 and encodes 1489 amino acids. Gene Ontology annotation, biological process: positive regulation of acrosome reaction; binding of sperm to zona pellucida; egg coat formation. The record is from RefSeq and is a predicted model, not a curated record. The transcript is spliced from 10 exons. Gene Ontology annotation, molecular function: acrosin binding.